AUGUUGCAACAAAUGACGAGGUUGUGCUCGCCGUUCAUUGCCACACGCACGGUCAGUGGUAUUUACACGUCGACAUUCACACUCCCGCCACAGACCACACCAUUCGUGCAGCCUACUACGGUAUGGGGCUGUACGGGAGCGGUAUACUGCCCAUCGACGACGGUUUCGGCCGGCCAGGAGUGCUACCAUGUUGACUUCAUGGGCACGACGUGGUUCGAUAACCUCGUCACGAGUUGUUACCCUAGUGGGUAUAGUGACAUAUUUUUCAAGGCGGGAACAUAUGACCCGCAUGAUCCAGAAGACAUAUCUACUGUGGCACUUCCCGGGACAGAAUGUGUAGAGGGCUGGACGACGGCAUGCACUCGUACCCUGAGCGGCUUUGACGACACAAACUACGUCCAAAUACAUUGCUGCCCACCUGGCGCGUGGACUUGUGCACCCCAGAACGGCCGAAGAGACUGCACCAGUUCACUUAGCACCUUCACUGAGAUCUGGACCGACGCCAAUGGCGAAGCAGGCUUAUUCCAGUCCUCGCCUCUCUCUGCUUUGGGGGAGGAGGAGGUCCCUUUGACGAUAUAUCAUCCCGUUUACCCUCUCCAGGUUACGAUGAUGGUCGGGACGUCGGCUCCGCGUUUGACGAUAUCUUCUACCUCGAAAACAUCCUCAGCCUUGACUGCAGCUCCGCUCUCGCGCACAUUGUCACCCUCGACAAUACUUACACCCACGGCGACUUCUGCGACAAAACAGCCAACCAACGGAUAUCCCACCCCAUCCAGUAAAUCGACCAGUACUCCAGCCCCAACACCGGGCGUGUCGGGGAGCGAGGUUUCCGGCACAGCUGUAGUGACGGUUGCCAGUAUCGCUAUUCUGGUAUUGUUAGGUGUAUGGUGGCACAGAAGACGAAAAGCGGCAACCAACAAACCAACAAAAAGACCAAACUCAUCUGAUCAAUAUCUCGAGACACAACCAGACUGGGCACAAGCCCCUGGGUAUGGGAAGGCCGAGCUACCCGUUGAAGGAUCUGAAAUAUAUGAGCUUCCCCACCACCCUCCGCCCCCGGCCGAAUUGCCGCACAAUCCCGUGAGGGCAUCAAAGAUACGCUUCUAUCUGCGAAUAUCAGCUGAGACGCGACACAACUCUCGAAAUACGCCUGAGUUGCCUCUCCACGCGGCACAAAUUCCGGGCUACGGCCGUCCGAACGAUAUGACCUAA
Pseudomassariella vexata is the source of this 1212-nucleotide messenger RNA. RefSeq lists its product as uncharacterized. The record is from RefSeq and is a predicted model, not a curated record. Bases 1 to 1212 code for a protein of 403 amino acids. NCBI's taxonomy places the organism in Eukaryota, Fungi, Ascomycota, Sordariomycetes, Amphisphaeriales, Pseudomassariaceae. The transcript has 2 exons.